AUGCACGAUACUGUCAAAGCCAAGGUCAAAGAAGCUGGCUUUUUGCCCUUUGUGUCAAUAUUAAGGCAUGGAAAGAAAAGGGAUAAGCCAUUACUUGUGGCCUUAGUUGAGAGAUGGUGGGACACUACCCACACAUUCCACUUUGAUGAAGUUGGAGAGAUGACGAUGACCUCCACGAACUUCGCAGCAAUCAGAGGAUUGCGUGUGGGUGGGAAGCGAUUAAAGGAGGAGCCUGCAGAAGAGAAAGUAGGAGAAGCAGUCGUUAAGCUUCGGACACUAGUGUGGUGCCGACCGAAGGUUCUCCGAUGGGAAGUGAAAGUGGGAGGUUCAGCAGUUGAGAGCUUCGACAGUCGGGAGCUUCGGCAGGUGGCUGGCACUUUGGAAGAGUGUCUUCCUUCGGCAGGGGAGAAGGCAUGUCUGCCUUGGUGCUAG
Molecule: messenger RNA, 432 nt
Organism: Prunus armeniaca (apricot)
Lineage: Eukaryota; Viridiplantae; Streptophyta; Magnoliopsida; Rosales; Rosaceae
Source: the annotation of a GenBank genome assembly